Messenger RNA from Colletotrichum orchidophilum, 1533 nucleotides. RefSeq names its product major facilitator superfamily transporter. The transcript has 5 exons. The record is from RefSeq and is a predicted model, not a curated record. NCBI's taxonomy places the organism in Eukaryota, Fungi, Ascomycota, Sordariomycetes, Glomerellales, Glomerellaceae. Gene Ontology annotation, biological process: transmembrane transport. Gene Ontology annotation, cellular component: membrane. Gene Ontology annotation, molecular function: transmembrane transporter activity. The coding region runs from base 1 to 1533 and encodes 510 amino acids.
AUGUCAUCUGCUCUGAAAGAGUCGGUCCCGAGAGACAGGUGGUGGGAGUGGAGAUGGUUCUCUCCAGACGACACAAAGGAAGAGAGACGCCUGAUCACAAAAAUUGAUCUUCUUCUCGUGCCUUAUUCGGUCCUCGGCUACUGGGUCAAAUACGUCGACCAGUCCAACUUGAACAAUGCCUACGUCGCCGGCAUGAAGGAAGACCUCGGCUUUUACGGAAACGAGCUCGUCCAGCUCCAGACGCUGUUCACUCUGGGAUCGGUCUUGGGCCAGAUUCCGUUCUUAUUUAUCAUGACCUACGUUCCAAUCCAGUAUCUCAUCCCGAUUUGUGAUAUUCUUUGGGGAGUUUUCACGCUUCUGCAGUACCGCGUCCACUCUUAUGCAGAGUUGGCUGCUUACAGAUUCAUGGUGGGCUGGUUCGAAGCCGCAUUCUUCCCUGCAAUGCAUUAUGUUUUUGGCUCCUGGUAUAGAGGGCACGAAAUUGCUCGCCGGGGUGGUAUUUUCUACACCGGCCUCGCUGCUGGUACAUUGACGGCCGGUCUCAUCCAAGCCGGCGCUUCGAGUUCGCUCGAAGGAGUCCACGGUAUGGAAGGCUGGCGAUGGAUGUACAUCAUCUGCGCCCUCAUCACCAUCCCCGUCGGCAUCUUUGGCUUCUUCGUGAUCCCCGGCACCGUCGAUCAGCCCAACAAGUGGUGCGUCAACGACAAGGACAUUGAAACCGCCCGUGAACGUCUCGAGAAGCACGGCCACGUCCUGCACGGCAAGAUGAAGUUUGGCCACGUCAAGCGCACCCUCCUAGGAUUCCGCUUCUGGCUCGUCAUCGCGACCGACGUCCUGUUCUGGAAUGCGGGCAUCCACAAGAACACGGGCUCCUACUUGCUCUGGAUCAAAAGCCUCGGGCGGUACAGCGCGGCGCGCAUCAACGAGCUGGGUACAAUCUCCCCCGCGCUGGGUAUCGCGUACACGCUCAUCGCCUGCUUCGCCUCGGACAUGUUCCUUGGCCCGGCCUGGUCCAUCACAAUCUGUUCGGUUCUGAAUGCCGUCGGUCUCAUCUUUUUGACAAUCUGGACCGUUCCGGAAGGCGGUUUAUGGUUUGGGUUUGCGACCAUGUAUUGGUCCAACGCUUUAUCCUCCGUGUUCCACGGCUGGGUCAACAAUCUUCUGCGAGACAGCCCCGAAGAACGAAGUUUUACGCUGGUGCUCAUCAACUUGCUGUCGCAGAGCUCGACCGCGUGGACCCCCCUGCUCACGUUCCCGACGGUGGAGUCUCCGAGGUACAGGAAGGGCUUCUCGUUCUGUCUGGGAUGCGCCAUUGCGUUGAUUGUGUUCACCUGGAUUAUGCACUACUAUUUGAAAAGGGACAAAAAGCACGAUGCUGGACCCACGGAUGAAGAGACUAGUGACCACUCCGAAAGUGUCGUGGCGUCCUCGGGGAUUGCACAAGUCAAAAACAGCCUGGACGUCAAAGGAGCGAAUACGAGUGCCAUAAGGACUGAUAGGAAGACGGGCGAUGACACGAUCACAACAAUUUGA